Messenger RNA from Grosmannia clavigera kw1407, 339 nucleotides. RefSeq lists its product as uncharacterized. The transcript has a single exon. The record is from RefSeq and is a predicted model, not a curated record. Bases 1 to 339 code for a protein of 112 amino acids. Lineage: Eukaryota; Fungi; Ascomycota; Sordariomycetes; Ophiostomatales; Ophiostomataceae.
AUGCGGGUUGGCGAGCACUACGGGACGACGUCCAACACGUACUUGCUGACGGAGGAGAAGUGGGCCGAGACAGAGCGAGCCUGGCGAGCAGUGCAUGAAAGCCUGGUUGCCGAAUGCGCAGGACUCGGCUCGGACGUGUCGGUGCUGCCGCUGCCGGACAACGUGUCAUCGGUGGUGCCGCGGAUUCUGGAUGCGGAGGGCAAGUUCCCGAACCUCGGAGACGAGGACAUCGUGGGCCCGAUGGAACGGGCAGCGGCAGUGAACUGCUUCUCGGAGGAUCGACAUGGGUCGAGACAGUUCUGGCGCAACCUAGCUGGAAAGGUCGGGCUGCGGAAGUGA